AUGGCUGACUGCAAGGAAGACGAACUUCAUGUUGAACAGCGAGCUGCCUCGUCGCAAAGCGACAUUCGCACCGAUGCUGAAAGUCAAGCUCCUUUCAAUAGAUCCACAGACGUCGAGGUUGAGGUAUUCCCUGAAGAUCGCAAUGUGGGCUACCUUGAAUACAGACAAGGCCAGGAUAUAGACACUUCAUCCAAAGAGGCUUUGCGUGUUCGUCGCAAGAUCGACUUGGUCAUUCUGCCCAUCUUCUUCGUGACACAAUGCUUGCAAUUCAUGGAUCGCACCGCCCUCAACUAUGCCAAUCUCUUUGGCUACCAACAAGCUCUGUCGCUACACGGCACCCAGUUCAACUACUUGUCGGCUAUCGUGUACGCAGGCUACUUUUUCGGUCAGUAUCCUUGCGGCUGGCUAAUCGGUCGCUACCCAGCCCAAAAGGUCCUUUCCAUCACAUGCCUCUUUUGGGGUCUUAUGGUCCUCCUCCUAACUCAAUGCCACAACUACGGAAGCGCCAUGGCAGUGCGUUUCCUGAUGGGUGCCUUCGAAGCCGCCGUCACACCAGGCCUCACACUGAUGACCGGAUUCUGGUACACGCGUGCCGAAAUCCCUCUUCGACAGUGCAUCUGGUACUCCUCCCUCGGCUUCGGUGGGAUAAUUGGUAGCUACAUCAGCAUGGGCAUCUCCACCCUCCCCGAAUCCAGCAGCCCAGCACGCUGGCAACUCAUCUUCUACAUCCUCGGCGCCGUAACGAUCGCCUGGUCCGCCGUCCUCUGGUUCUGCCUCAGCGACACCCCGACCUCAGCACGCUUCCUCUCCCACCCCGAACGCCUCAUCGCCGUCGCGCGUGUCGCCUCCAACACCACCGGCCUCAAGUCCCAGUCCUUCGACCGCCACCAAGCCCUCCUCUCCCUCUACGACUGGAAGACGAUCCUCAUAUUCCUCUCCACCUUCGCCGCCGCAAUCCCCAAUGGCGUGCUACAAUCCUUCUCCACCGUCAUCAUCCGCGAUCUGGGCUUCAGCACGACCAAAACCACGCAGCUCAAGUCCGUGGGCGACGCCAUCCAGAUCGUCGCGUUACUGAUCGCCGGCAUCAUCACGCUCAACGUCCCCAACACCCGCCUCCUAACCGCCACUGCAGCCAAUAUCAUCUGCACUACAUCCGCCGCCCUCAUGGCCUUCCUCCCCCGCCAGCACCCCUGGCCACGCCUCAUCGCCUUCUGGCUGACCAACACGCAAUCCGUCUCCUUCACCAUCGCUUUGACUCUUAUAACCAGCAACAUGGCGGGCUACAGCCACCGGGCCUCGGCCUCGGCCCUCGUCUUCACCGCCUACUGCUGGGGCAAUUUCGCGGGGCCCUUUGUCGUGCGGCAGGACGAGGCGCCGGAAUACCGGUCCGCCGCGUGGGGGUUGCUGGGCGGGUACGCGGUCAAGACGGUGUGUCAGGGGCUGUUGUUGGCGGGGUUGUGGUGGGGGAAUCGGACGAGGGAUCGGAGGUGGGGGGUUGUGGUGGUCGGGGGCGAGGAGGAGAGGGUGGCGAGGGAGAUGGGGAUGCGGGGGAGGACCGAGUGGGAGAUUAAAGGCUUUAGAUAUGUGCUGUGA
This is a messenger RNA of Cyphellophora europaea CBS 101466, 1593 nucleotides long. RefSeq lists its product as uncharacterized. NCBI's taxonomy places the organism in Eukaryota, Fungi, Ascomycota, Eurotiomycetes, Chaetothyriales, Cyphellophoraceae. Gene Ontology annotation, biological process: allantoate transport; transmembrane transport; dipeptide transport. The transcript is spliced from 4 exons. The record is from RefSeq and is a predicted model, not a curated record. Gene Ontology annotation, molecular function: allantoate transmembrane transporter activity; dipeptide transmembrane transporter activity. Gene Ontology annotation, cellular component: plasma membrane. Bases 1 to 1593 code for a protein of 530 amino acids.